AUGGCUCGGACGGUCGUUCACUCUGGCGCCAUGCUUUCGCCAUGCCAUUCCACGUCGUCAUCCGAUGAUGCGCCUUCAGUCUCUACCUCACACAACCAGCGAUGCCAACCGUAUCCUCGAGCUUCCCAUCACCAUGCUAUUCGCAAUGCCAAUGCACGCGACGCCAUCGACGCUCGUGCAGCUGACUCCGUCAAAGAGGAUGCCGCCGCCAUCACAACUCCUGACACCAACCGCUCCGUCAGUACGCUCACUGGUGCCGCCACCUCCGCGAACCGCAUAGCUGCCAUAAUCGCUGCCAACCUUGCCAAGCGGGCAAUUCCUACCAACCGCCCAGCGUCCUCGAUUGCCCCGAAGAGUCAGAUCACUGUGGUGCAAGAGUCAGGGAGCCCGUCUUCAUGCAGGGCCACCGCCAACCACUCCAUGCCUCACAGCCUCGCAGAGCCUGCUGAUGGCGUAGGCCUCCCUGCCAAUGCAGACGGCAGCAAGGAGGAUGAGGAUGACGGCCUUGAUACCAUCUAUAUCCUCUCCAAGAAAGAUGACGCCAUCAUCCACAAGUACCUACCUGCCUGGAAGAAGCUUUCGAAGGCCCGGAAUGACAAAGCCCAGCAUGCCCUGGUGUGCAAGGUUGCGGGGCUCAUCCUGGGGGAGAAGGAGUGCUCGUUGGAAAUAGAAGUGGACGUUGAAACUAGCGUGGAAGCAACCUUCAGGUUGCACUCCCGAACACGGCCGCUGCACUCCGGGAAGUGGACCUCGUACAAGGUCCUCGACUACAAGCACGUGCGGACUAUCCGCAAGGAAAUGCGUGUCGUCUGGGCAUCGCUGUAUCCUGACCAACCCACGGUUGACACAGGGGACAAGAAAAGGUGGCUCGGCACUUGGAGUAUUGCGCGCAAGGUUGUCGCCCGGCACCUCACAUGUGCUCAAUGGGAUGCUCUUGACGCACUAGCUGACCGGUGGAAUAUCUCGGGCCCGCCUGACGAUGUUCAAGAAAGGGAAUACGACCGUCAUUUUAUUCCCAGGAUGAAGACUUUUAUGACUGAAGCAGCUCGGGACUGUGGCGUCCAGUUGUCGGCAUUGUGGGUCCAUAAGAACGCAAAAGGGCAGUUGGUCUAUGGUUGGACCGACGAGCUUCUGAAGGAUGUCGACACAUUCAAGACAUCGCUUGGGGAUGCGAAAGCAAAACGCCUGCUGUUAGCAUGGGCCAACCAUAACGACCCUGAUGAAGUGUCUAGCGAUGAUGACGGCGGCAGAGCUUCUAGACCUGGCACAGCUGGCUCAAAGCGCGAUGUCGUUGUCGCCCUUGACGACAACGGUUACCCUCUGGUUCCAUCUGAGGUAGGCUGUAAUGCUAAGAGGCUGCAGAAAAUAGUUCGCGAGGUCAUGCGGGCUUCCUUCCGAUAUGAUUUGCCGUCGUCGCAACAGGGCGCAUGCGUGCCUUGGAGUGAACUACGGGCAAAGCCUUUGGCCUUCAUUUCCCCUGACUAUCUCCCACGCGGGAGUUGGGGCCAAUUCGACGACCCGUCAAAAAUGCUUGACACCGCAUGCAAGGCUCUCAUCCGACAUUGGCGACUGAGACAGAACAUCGGCCCUGACGCCGCCUUCCGAUUUUUACCUUCCUUCAUUGAGCUUAGAGGUGGACGCCCACCUCGGAGGAAGUCGUUGCUGAUGCCCAUCAAGCCGACUCCCGCUGCUCCCACAGCGGCUACAUUGUUUGCGAAGGCCGCGGCGGCGUCAAAGAAGAGUGUGACAUCAGCCCUGAGAUCAGCGGCCAGCGAUGCUAACGCACAGACAUUCGAAGAAUUGUCUACAACAGCGGCCUCAACAUCACGCCCGAGCGCAUCUCGUACAUCUACGCCAAAUCCACAUGCUCCCAAACCCCGAGUGUCCAUACCGAAGCCGCGACUUAUCACCAAACACCGCGGCGCUAUCCUCAGUGCUCGACGACUCGACGGCCGAAACGCCUACAGUGAACAAGAAAGCGCGGAUGAGGUUGAUGAUAUCCAAGAUUGGGACCUGCCUGAGUCUCUAGCAAAGAGUCUAGGCGUCACACCGACUAAGAAACGGCCUCCAGUCACGGAGUGGUCUCCAAUCGAGGUUACACCGAAACUUCAGAGAAUGAAUGACAACCUCACCCCAGUUCAGCGGCGUCGCCGAGCCCCAUCUCCAGCCUCGGACAACGACGAGUUUGAGGAUGACCAGCCCGAAGAUCCCAAGAGCCCAGGGCCCAUGGAGGAUGAGGUAUACUUCAUGGGCGAGGAGAACGCGCGCCCAACAAGACAACGCAAGCGUACGGAGAAGGGCAGUCUCUGGAAGCAAAGCAUGGAGGAGCGUGUGAAACGCCGCCAAGGAGGUCUUGGUGUUAUUUUGGAAGAUUAA
Molecule: messenger RNA, 2376 nt
Organism: Coniophora puteana RWD-64-598 SS2
Lineage: Eukaryota; Fungi; Basidiomycota; Agaricomycetes; Boletales; Coniophoraceae
Exons: 7
Coding region: 1-2376 (791 amino acids)
Source: RefSeq, a predicted model, not a curated record